AUGACAGCUUCUAAUGUCAAAAGGACCACAGAAAUUGAUUUACAGUGUGCGAAGGAUUUACUGAGUCAAGCAACUAAAGAAAGACAAACAUUAAUGGAAGAACUUGAAGACCUGAAGGCACAGUUAGAAGAAAAAGAAGAUUCUUUGAAAAAGAAUGCUUUGGAGAUGCAAAGAAAAUCUGCAGAUCUUGAAGAUAUGAUCAAAAUAAAAGAUAACAUGAACGAAGAACUUGAAGCUGUAAAAUCUGAGUUGGAUUUUUCACAAAAAUCUAAAACUAAUUUGGAGCUGCAAGUCACUGAAGAAAAAUCAACAAAUCAAGUUUUGUUAAAGCAGUUACAAGAUACGGCCAACAACCAGGAAAAGCUGCAGAAAGCAAUCAGUGAUCUAAGAACCCAAGUAAAUAUUUCAUCUGAGGAUGGGAAAAGUUAUAUAAAGAAGAUAGCAGAACUGGAAGCUGAAAUACAGCAGAAAGAUUUAAAACACCAGGAUCUACUGAAUGAUUACGAGGAACUUUUAAGAAAAAACAUGGAAAUGAAUAAAAAAUUGGAGAUCACGGCUAAAGAGAUGACAAACAUCCAAAAUGAACUUGAGGAAAUAAAGAAAAAAGAAGAGAGUGCAAAAAAUGAAAUUGAAAAUAUAAAAGCAAGAAAUUACCAGGCAAGGAAGGAAACUGAAUCUCUUCAGAAACAAAUUACACUUAAGAAUGAAGAGGUUAAAAACCAGUUCAGCGAGUGUGAAGGAAAGACACGAAGCAUCCAAUGGGAAAUCUCCAAAAAGGAUAAACAACUUAAAACAUUAGAAAAUAAGCUGAGCACUAUGAAGAAACAGGUGGAAAAUAAAAACAAAUCAAUUGAAGAAUUACAUCAGGAAAAUAAGUCUCUGAAAAAGAAAAUUACAGGACAAAGCAAGCAGUGCAAUAUUCUUGAAGCAGAGGUGAAAGAAUUGAAGGAACAACUUGAAAAUACUGGAAUGCAAUAUGAAACAACUAUUAGCAACAAGCAAAGACUGAUUGAUGAUUUAAAAUCAAGGGAACAGCAUCUUUCUGAAGAGGUUGACAGAUUAAAGUUAGAAGCGGAAGAAGCAAGAAAAUUACAAAAAGAGAGUGAUGUUCGAUGUCAGCACAAGAUUGCUGAAAUGGUAGCACUGAUGGAAAAACAUAAAAACCAAUAUGAUAAACUAGUUGAAGAAAAGGAUGCAGAGCUGGAUCGGUACCAUGCCAUGGAGAAUGAAAUAACAUCCAAAAAAGCUCUUUUGGAAACAAAUUUAUCUAACACAAAGCAGGAAGUAAUGUCCCUUAAGGAAGAACUAAAGCACAUAACAGAAGAAAAGGAAAAAUUUGCAAAGGAAGCAGAAGAAAACAAGGUCUAUCGCAGAAAAGGAUCUAAGGGCAAGGUAAACUGUAAUUCUGAAACAGAAAAGUUGGUUGUGCUUGCAAGGCUUUUGAUAUCAGGUAAAUAUCCUUCUUUGGGAGCUUCUUAUAGGUUCAAACUCCAGGUCCUAGCAGCUCUCCAGCUGUUAGAUAACAUCGCUAGAAGGGUAAAGAAGAUUAGAGACGUAGGAUUGCAUUUGGAGCUUAACGGGCAAGCUUAG
This is a messenger RNA of Spea bombifrons (plains spadefoot toad), 1590 nucleotides long. RefSeq names its product synaptonemal complex protein 1 (gene SYCP1). The transcript has 18 exons. Bases 1 to 1590 code for a protein of 529 amino acids. The record is from RefSeq and is a predicted model, not a curated record. Gene Ontology annotation, molecular function: double-stranded DNA binding. Gene Ontology annotation, biological process: chiasma assembly; meiotic DNA repair synthesis; synaptonemal complex assembly. Gene Ontology annotation, cellular component: male germ cell nucleus; synaptonemal complex; central element. Lineage: Eukaryota; Metazoa; Chordata; Amphibia; Anura; Pelobatidae.